GAGAAAAUACAUUUAUAGUACUGUACCAUAAGAACUACAUAAAUGGAGCUGCACAGUUCAAACCCAUGUUCAAGGGUCAGUGGUAUUUUUUUGUGGGUGAAAAGGGCAGCAAGAAUCUUUAUUUUUCUUCCCUUCAGCUGCCCACAAUUACCCCCUAUUUUAAGGUAUAAGCGGAAUCUGAUUGAAUCUGAGGGCAGAAUGUCAUGACUAUAGCUGAUAGUUGUUGAGCAUUUUUUGUGGGUUAGGCUAAGUGUUCCCCCAUACAGAGCUCACCAACUCUCACACACAUCCCAUUUUACAGAUGUGGCAACUGGGACCCAGUUGGGGCGGGGGGGGGGGGCAGUCUCUCAUCUUGAAAGGGGAUCUGGGUGUAGUGGUUAAGAACUGGAAACCCAGAGUCGCUGUGCUGGGAUUACCUCUCUGCCCCACCACUUUCUUGCUAUGUGAUCUCCACGCUGUGACUUCUCUAUUUCUGAACUUUCUCACUUGUGAAGUAGCAAUGAUAAUAGUACAUCCUAGGAGGGUAGCUGUGUGGGCUAGGGGAAAUAACUCCUAGGGAGUGCUUAGAAGGGUGCCUUGUGCAGAGUGAGCACCCAGGCUCUGGUGGUUGUUAAUAUCAGGCAAAGCCAUUCCGGCCUGUGCUUCCAAAGCUGGCCGGAGGGGCCCAGAGGCGGUGCUUAAUCAUUAAGCUACAUUGCCUCUGCCUGAGUGAGCAGACCGGGAGUCCGCACCGGGAACGGAGCCCACCUUUGGAUUGUGAGGUUGUGAAUGAAGCGGGCAGGUGCCAGCCCAGGGCAGGGGAGGCUGUGGGCACGGAUCCAGCCCUGGCUCAGUCAGUGAACAGGUGGCCCGUUCCUGGAUCAGCAGUAACAGGCGAGCCGUCUUUGUUACCUUGGAGCUUUCUCUUAAGCCCAUUCAGGCUCCUCAGACCACGUGUCUGAUGCACGGUCUUUGACAUUGGCUCUCGUGGGACCCUCAAGGGACACUAGUGCCCAGAACACACUGAGGCAUGGCAGGGAAGACAGCCCAGCAGCCUGCUGGCCCUCACCCACAUCUACUGCUUGCUCUGUCCUGCUGAGCCGCCCAGUCUGGAGACCCUAGGACAGCACCUGCCUCCUGAGGUUGUCCUGGCUCGGUUGUCCACAGCGAUGGUGGAGAACUGGACUCCACAGGCUCACAACCUUCCGGUCAGGCUUCAAGGGCCAGCAUCCUUCAUCCUGGGACUGGCGGCCCUGAACAAUGGCUGAGGGCCAGGGGACCCCAUAAAGUUACUCGGCAGCUCACAGGAGCCAGUAGCACUCCAGUGCCCGUGGACUAUGACCACCUAUCGGCCCAUUCCCAGUGAUGGUGUGGAUCUGGCAGCCAGUUGUGGGGCCAGGGGGGCCGAUGUCCUCCCCGGGCCACACACAGGGGACUAUGCUCCCAUGGGAUUCUGGGUCCAGAACGGGGGCAUGCCACAGCCCAUUGGUGAGAGCCCAGUCAGCGCCACCACCCGCCCCAGUCCCACCACCCCUGCAGUGCCCAAGAUGGGUGUGCGCGCAAGAGUGGCCGACUGGCCGCCCAAGCGGGACGCCCUGAGAGAGCAGAACAACCCAAGCCCCUCACAGGACGCAGACGGCACGAAGGCCACAAAGGUGGCCCAUUCCAUGAGGAGCGUACAGAACGGACAGCCUCCUGUCAGCACCCCGGCUUCCUCAGUGCCCAAAGCCUUCCACAGACUCUCCAGGAGAAGGUCCAAAGAUGUGGAAUUCCAGGACGGGUGGCCCCGGUCCCCCGGCAGGGCCUUCCUCCCCCUGCGGCACCGCAGCAGCAGCGAGAUCACCCUCAGCGAGUGUGACGCGGAGGACGCUGGGGAGCCGCGGGGACCCCGGCACACAGGGGCCCUGCCCCUCUUCCGCGAGUACGGCAGCACGUCCUCCAUCGAUGUGCAGGGCGUGCCGGAGCAGAGCUUCUUCGACAUUCUCAACGAAUUCCGCAGCGAACAGCCGGAGGCCGCGGGCCCCCAGCCCCUCAGUGAGCUGCUCCAGGUGGAUCCGGGGCCCCACGUCCCGGGGGGCGGCGGCGGAGCCAAGGGGGACCCUCGCAACGGGCAGCCCGCCAAGGACAGCCUCCUGGUGCUCCAGCCCGCCAAGGAGAAAGAGAAGGCCCGCAAGAAGCCCGCGCGCAGCCUGGGCGGCGGGGACGUGGCCGACUCGUCCAUCUUCCGGAAGCUGAGGAGCGGGAAGACGGACGGCGAGGCUGGCCGGGCCCUGGGGGAGGCCGAGGAGGGCCGGGGCCCCCCGGAGGCCGGCCGCCCGUGGGUCUGCCAGAAGAGCUUCGCCCACUUUGACGUGCAGAGCAUGCUGUUCGACCUCAACGAGGCGGCCGCCAACAGGGUGGCCACGGCGCAGCGGCGCAACACCACCACGGGCGCCUCGGCCGCCUCCGCCACGGCCGCCCUCUCGGCAUCGCGGGCCCACGGCCUGGGCGGCCUGGACGCCGCCUUCCCCAGCACGGAGGACCUGAACUGCAAGGAGAACCUGGAGCAGGACCUGGGCGACGACAACAGCAACGACCUGCUGCUCAGCUGCCCGCACUUCCGCAACGAGAUCGGCGGCGAGUGCGAGCGCAACGUGAGCUUCUCGCGGGCGGCCGUGGGCUCCCCGGGCGGCGGCGGCGGCGGCGGCGAGGGCCGCCCCGCCGAGCCUGCCCUCAGCGCGCACCGCACCAACGCCAGCAUCUCGGUGCUGGAGGUGCCCAAGGAGCAGCAGAGGACGCAGAGCCGCCCGCGGCAGUACAGCAUCGAGCACGUGGACCUGGGCGCCCGCUACUACCAGGACCACUUCGUGGGCCGAGAACAUGCCAAUUACUUUGGUGUGGACGAGAAACUGGGGCCAGUGGCUGUGAGCAUCAAGCGGGAGAAGUUGGAGGACCACAAGGACCAUGGGCCUCAGUACCAGUACAGGAUCAUCUUCCGGACCCGUGAGCUCAUCACCCUGCGGGGAUCCAUCCUGGAGGACGCCACACCCACAGCCACAAAGCAUGGGACGGGGCGGGGCCUGCCCCUGAAGGAUGCCCUGGAGUAUGUCAUCCCCGAACUCAACAUCCACUGCCUGAGGCUGGCUCUCAACACGCCCAAGGUGACCGAGCAGCUGCUGAAGCUCGACGAACAAGGGCUGUGCCGGAAACACAAAGUGGGCAUCCUCUACUGCAAGGCUGGCCAGAGCUCGGAGGAGGAGAUGUACAACAACGAGGAGGCCGGCCCUGCCUUUGAGGAGUUCCUCUCCCUGAUCGGGGAGAAGGUCUGCCUGAAGGGCUUCACCAAGUACGCCGCCCAGCUGGAUGUCAAGACCGACUCUACAGGCACCCACUCCCUCUACACGACAUACCAGGACUACGAGAUCAUGUUCCACGUCUCCACCCUGCUCCCUUACACCCCCAACAACAGGCAGCAGCUACUAAGGAAGAGGCACAUAGGAAACGACAUUGUGACGAUCAUCUUCCAGGAGCCUGGGGCGCUGCCUUUCACCCCCAAGAACAUCCGCUCACACUUUCAGCACGUCUUCAUCAUUGUCCGAGCCCACAACCCCUGCACUGAUAAUGUCUGCUACAGUAUGGCUGUGACCCGAUCCAAAGAUGCUCCUGCUUUUGGUCCCCCCAUCCCCAGUGGAACCACAUUCCGCAAGUCUGAUGUCUUCAGAGACUUCUUGCUGGCCAAGGUGAUUAAUGCCGAGAACGCUGCACACAAGUCUGACAAAUUCCACACCAUGGCCACCAGGACCCGCCAGGAGUACCUCAAGGACCUGGCUGAAAACUGUGUCUCUAACACACCCAUUGACUCCACUGGCAAAUUUAACCUCAUCUCCCUGACCUCCAAGAAGAAGGAAAAGACAAAAGCGCGGGCAGGCGCUGAGCAGCACAGCGCAGGCGCCAUCGCCUGGAGGGUGGCGGCCCAGGACUAUGCCCAGGGGGUAGAAAUUGACUGCAUUUUGGGGAUUUCCAAUGAGUUUGUGGUGCUCCUGGACCUUCGCACCAAGGAGGUGGUGUUCAACUGCUACUGUGGGGACGUCAUCGGCUGGACCCCAGACUCCUCCACUCUCAAAAUCUUCUAUGGGCGAGGGGACCACAUCUUCGUGCAGUCCACGGAAGGCUCUGUGGACGACAUAAGGGAAAUCGUCCAGAGACUGAAGGUCAUGACCAACGGCUGGGAGACGGUGGACAUGACCCUGCGGCGGAACGGGCUCGGGCAGCUGGGCUUCCACGUGAAGUAUGAUGGGACAGUGGCCGAGGUGGAGGACUACGGGUUUGCCUGGCAGGCCGGCCUCCGGCAAGGUAGCCGACUGGUGGAGAUCUGCAAGGUGGCCGUGGUCACACUGACCCACGAUCAGAUGAUCGACCUCCUGCGCACCUCUGUCACUGUCAAGGUGGUCAUCAUCCCGCCGUUCGACGACGGCACGCCCCGGAGGGGCUGGCUGGAGACCUAUGACAUGAAUACCUCGGAGCCGAAGACGGAGCCAGAGAGCAUGACCCCCGGGGGCCGGCCCCCCUACCGCAGCAACGCUCCCUGGCAGUGGAGCGGGCCCGCCUCCCACAACUCUCUACCCGCCUCCAAGUGGGCCAGCCCCAGCACCCCCGGCCAUGCCCAAUCCCUGAGCCGGCCCCCGAAGCAGACCCCCAUGGUCCCCUUCCGGGAGCCCCAGCCCCUGCACAGCAAGAGGCCUGUCAGCUUCCCAGAAACCCCUUACACAGCAUCACCAGCAGGGGCCGACAAAGUCCCUCCCUACCGACAGCCUUCUGGGAGCUUCUCCACCCCCAGCUCGGCCACCUACGCGAGAUACAAGCCAUCUCCAGAAAGGUAUGCGGCUGUCCCACACCCGCUGCUGUCUUUUGAUCCCCACUUCAGCCACGACGGGAUGUCCAGCGGCGACUCCUCCUCAGGCGGCUUGACCAGCCAGGAGAGCACCAUGGAGCGUCAGAAGCCAGAGCCUUUGUGGCAUGUGCCCGCCCAGGCCCGGCUCUCAGCCAUGGCGGGAAGCAGCGGGAGCAAGCACACCUCCAGGCAGGACGCAGCAGGCAAAGAUUCCCCCAACAGGCAUUCCAAAGGAGAACCUCAGUACUCCAGUCAUUCCAGCAGCAACACCCUCUCCAGCAACGCAUCCAGCAGCCACAGCGACGACCGCUGGUUUGACCCCCUGGACCCCCUGGAGCCGGAGCAAGAUCCCCUCUCCAAGGGUGGCUCUAGUGACAGUGGCAUCGACACCACCCUCUACACCUCCAGCCCCAGCUGCAUGUCCCUGGCCAAGGUGCCUCGGCAGCCCAAGCCACACAAGCCCCCGGGAAGCAUGGGCCUUUGCGGCGGCGGACGGGAGGCCGCCACGCGGUCCCACCACGCAGACAGACGGCGGGAGGUCUCGCCAGCCCCUGCAGUUGCCGGUCAGAACAAGGGCUACCGACCGAAAUUGUACUCCUCAGGCUCCAGCACCCCUACAGGCCUGGCGGGGGGUAGCCGUGACCCACCAAGGCAGCCUAGUGACGUGAGCUCCAGGGCCGGCUACCCUGCUCAGGUUUACAAAACCGCCAGCACAGAGACCCCUCGGCCCUCCCAGGUGACCCAGCCCAGCCCCUUCCAGCUGUCCGCCUCCGUCCCCAAGUCCUUCUUCUCCAAGCAACCCGUUCGCAAUAAGCACCCCACAGGGUGGAAGAGGGCAGACGAGCCCCCGCCACGGCCACUCCCCUUCACUGACCCAAAGAAGCAGGUGGACACCAACACGAAAAACGUCUUCGGGCAGCCGCGGUUGAGGGCGUCCCUCCGAGACCUCCGCUCCCCACGAAAGAACUACAAAUCCACCAUCGAGGACGACCUGAAGAAACUCAUCAUCAUGGACAACCUGGCGCCGGAGCAGGAGAGAGACGCGGGACAGUCCCCACAGAAGAGCCUGCAGCGGACGCUGUCAGAUGAGAGUCUGUGCAGCGGGCGGCGGGAACCCAGCUUCGCCAACGCUGCCAGCCUGGAGCCGGGCCUGCCCAGCGAUGUGCUCUUCAGCAGCACCUGCGCCUUCCCCUCCAGCACACUGCCCGCCCGCCGCCAGCACCAGCACCCCCACCCCCCUGGCAGCGGCAGCCCCAGCACCGUCCCUGCGACCGGCAACGGCUUCCCAGAGAAGAAAUCCACCAUCUCAGCCUCGGAGCUCUCGCUGGCCGAUGGGCGGGACCGGCCACUGCGGCGCCUUGACCCCGGGAUGAUGCCACUGCCUGACACGGCCUCUGGCCUUGAGUGGUCCAGCCUGGUAAAUGCAGCCAAGGCAUACGAAGUGCAAAGAGCUGUCUCACUCUUCUCCCUCAACGACCCAGCUCUGAGCCCGGAGGUCCCACCUGCACACAGUCCUGUCCACAGCCACCUGAGCCUGGAGAGGGGGCCCCCAACCCCCAGGACCACCCCUACCAUGAGCGAGGAGCCUCCCCUGGAUCUGACAGGCAAGGUGUACCAGCUGGAGGUGAUGCUGAAGCAGCUGCACACCGACCUCCAGAAGGAGAAGCAGGACAAGGCCGUGCUGCAGUCGGAGGUGGCCAGCUUACGCCAGAACAACCAGCGCCUGCAGGAGGAGUCACAGGCCGCCAGCGAGCAGCUGCGCAAGUUCGCGGAGAUCUUCUGCAGGGAGAAGAAGGAGCUCUGAGGCGGCGAGCCGCCCCCACCCCUGCCCGGGCCAGCCACGGGCUCCCGCUCUCUUGUCUCCCUUGGCUCGCUCCCAGUUGCGGGUAUGACCACGAUAACCCAGCCAGGGCCCCACCGCCCUCCUCGUGGACACGGAAACCCUGGAUGGCCGCAGGCCCCGCCCCGGGCUGUGAGCUGUGGUCUGCUCAAGGUCCUCCUGCCCCACAAGAUGACAUGGUCUCAGGCCUCCCUCUGAACUGCCCAUCUCUGGUCCCUGGGGACUGGACCAUGCCCACGCCGCACCCAGGAGGCCCAUCUAGCCUCUUCCUAGGACCAAGCCAUCAGAAGCUGUAGGAAGGGGAGAGGGAGGGCAGGUGUGUGUCUCCAAACCCCGCAGCUCCAGGAGUCCACAAACCAGGUUUCUUCACCACGUGCAACAGAGUUUGGGCUUGUGGGGCCAAGCCCCCUGCAUGAAAAACCAGUGUGAAACUGGCCCGUGCUUCCCCUCGGCCCCAGAGAGAUGAAGGCCUGUGUGGAAACUGGCCAGGGGUCUCAGUCCCAGUGCACUAGCUCCAAAUGGCACGGACAGUAUCCCCUCCCAACCUCGCUCUUCCAAAAAGCAGCCAGGAGCACUUUGUUAGAGUUUCACUUCUUUUCUUGGGACCCCGGAUGGAGAGAGGACACCCCCAGCAUCCAAAGUCAACUUCUUUGAGGGGAAACUCUAUUUGCACACUCGGGACUGUUUAUACCGUCUUUUUUCUAUCCGCCCCUCGACCGCCAAAGGCCACAGCGCCCGGGCCAUGCCACCUUCCAGCUACUGCCCUGGCCCCAGGCAGCGAAGCCCUGUCUCUCCUCCCCAGGCCCCGCCAGCUCCGACCACACAGCCACGGCCUCUUCCGGGCACCAGGAGGGGCUCCACGCAGCCCUCCGGUCAGGGCUGGAGAGAAAACAGCCUGCAACUCCUCUCUGGUUUUGUUUUCCCUUCGCAAGCGGACGCCUGGACACCCUCACUGUGCUCCCCGGGGAGUGCUUUGCUGUGUGAACCCCCCCCAUGAGACGCUGGUUCUCUAAAGGCAAUAAGGGGCAGCUUGCCAGGCAGCCGAGCCAGAGUGGUACUACGCUGUUCACCCAGGAAACAGAGUUUCUUUUUUCCUUUAAAAACAAAAAUAUAUAUAUAUAUAUAUAUAUAUUUAUUUUUUCAUGUAGAGUUGCGCCAGAACAAGUCUGUAUGGCCACAAUCUGUGGAUUCCCCCAACCUCAAGCUGAGGAUCAAGGUGUGUCCCCCGUGGACUGGGACUCAGUGGGAGGACUCAGAGGGAUAAAGUCAGGGUGGGCAGGUGGGUGGGCUUUCCCAUUUUGGGAGGCCCCAGGCAGGGGGAGCUGGCCCGGCUCCGAGCAGCACCCUCUGGGCUGGAAGCCAGCAGCAGGUCGUCCAGCCUUUGUCCAGAGACACCCCGCCCCCUGCUUUCUCUUUGGGGCCAGAAACCUCAGGGUAGGGGGCUCUGGGACUGCACAGGACACAGAGAGGUGCCGGGCUGGACAGGGAGGUGCCACACUGGGCCGGCCGGCUGGGGCAAGAGAAAAGGGUGCUCCUGUCUCCCUGUGAUCAGCCUCUGACCCCAGCCACAUCGCAGUCCCUCGAGAAGCCCUCAGUUCUGCCAUCUCCUGUCCCUCACCUGUGGUGUGAGAUGAGGGCUUCAAGGUGGGACCUGCUUGGUCCUCAGUCCUGGCCAACUACUGUGAUAUCUCUGCCCCUCUUCCCCACCCCUUUUUGGAAGGGUUCUCCAGGACCUCCCCACCGCCCUUUCCUCAGACCCUAACCUGGAGGCUGCCCCCCCCCUCUUUUUUUUUUAAGUUCUCAUCAGAUCAUUUGAAUUAUUUUGGGGACCUAAUCAUGUACAUUGACGAGUGUAAAUUAUGAUUUUUGGUUUUGUUUUCUGUUAUUUUUUAAGGAUCUCUGCAAAACAAAUCUAUUUAAUUUGAGGUUAGUGUUCAAUCUGAAGGCUUGAAGAUAGCAGAGUUUUUUUUUUUUUCAUAUGCUGAUUUCAUUUGGAUUUUUUAUUCUUUAUUGUCUUUUUUUUUUUUUUUUUUCCUAUCCCUGUCUUGAGAUUUUUCUGGCAUGUUUCUGGAGGUUUCAAAGGAAAUAAAUGUUUCAUAGAAA
Acinonyx jubatus (cheetah) is the source of this 8792-nucleotide messenger RNA. RefSeq names its product signal induced proliferation associated 1 like 3 (gene SIPA1L3). Gene Ontology annotation, biological process: epithelial cell morphogenesis; regulation of small GTPase mediated signal transduction; establishment of epithelial cell polarity. The record is from RefSeq and is a predicted model, not a curated record. Bases 1317 to 6653 code for a protein of 1778 amino acids. NCBI's taxonomy places the organism in Eukaryota, Metazoa, Chordata, Mammalia, Carnivora, Felidae. Gene Ontology annotation, cellular component: plasma membrane; cytoplasm; Golgi apparatus. The transcript has 22 exons. Gene Ontology annotation, molecular function: protein binding; GTPase activator activity.